CGCAAAGCAGCAUUUGUUUUUUCUUGUCUCCAAUGAAACAUAGAGCCUGUUCACUGGUUGGCGCCGAGUUGCUCAGUGAGUGAGUGAGUCUGCACAAAAUUACAUAUCCAUCGACUCACAGACACGACACAGCAGAAAACCCUUUUGAAUUGAAAAAAAAAAAAUGGUGUAUGGAGGAGCAAUGUGCGCUCACGCGCACAAAUUCCUACUCUCGCCCCGUGCCCUCAACCUUUGCCGUCAAAACACCACUCGCCUUCAACAAUUUCAAACUCUCACUCCGCUCCACUCUCAAUCCCUUCCUUUCAACUUCAAAAACUCCGCCACCCCCUUCAAACCCACCCUCAUCCGCCUCUCCGCCCUCGCCAACGACGGCUCCGGCGGAAACGGCCCACGUGGCGGCGCCGGCGGAGGCUCUGACGGUCCCAAUUCUGGCGGCGCCGGCGAUGGAGGAGGCAAGUGGUCCUUCUUGUCAUGGUACUUGGCUCUUCUUGGAAAAUACCCUGUUGCCGUGAAAGCUCUAACAUCUGCAAUUUUGAAUCUAAUUGGAGAUUUGAUUUGUCAGCUUGUGAUAGACCAAGUGCCGUCACUGGAUUUCAAGAGGACAUUUGUCUUUACUUUUCUUGGUUUUGCUUUAGUGGGUCCAACACUGCAUUUCUGGUAUUUGUAUCUGAGUAAAUUGGUUACACUUCCUGGAGCAUCAGGUGCACUUUUACGGCUUGUACUUGAUCAGUUCUUAUUUUCACCCAUAUUCAUCGGAGUUUUCUUAUCUACAUUGGUGACACUGGAGGGAAACCCAUCACAAGCUGUACCCAAGCUUAAACAGGAGUGGUUUUCUGCAGUUCUAGCAAACUGGAAACUAUGGAUACCUUUUCAAUUUCUCAACUUCAGAUUUGUUCCACAACAAUUUCAGGUCCUUGCUGCCAAUGUUAUUGCUUUGGUGUGGAAUGUUAUUCUCUCAUUUAUGGCACAUAAAGAGGUUCUUCCAAAAUAGAGUUCAGAUAAAGAGCUUGCAAAGAGGCUGCAUGAGCUGUAUUCAAAUCUUUUAAAUGUUUUUGUAAUUUACAUGAACAUGAAGACUAGCAGUUGUAUAAACACGCAUGUGGAUUUUUUGUAUGCACUUUCAUCAAUGCAAGCUUCGUCCACGUGUUUCCUAGGAUUCUAUAUCAUCGAGACCAUACAGGAGGGUUUCUUUUUUGUUUAAUUGUAUUUUUUAUUGGCUAAAUUAUUCAGUUGGUCCCUUAUCUUUA
Messenger RNA from Glycine soja, 1247 nucleotides. RefSeq names its product protein sym-1-like. The transcript has 8 exons. The record is from RefSeq and is a predicted model, not a curated record. Gene Ontology annotation, cellular component: cytoplasm; membrane. The coding region runs from base 164 to 991 and encodes 275 amino acids. NCBI's taxonomy places the organism in Eukaryota, Viridiplantae, Streptophyta, Magnoliopsida, Fabales, Fabaceae.